GAAAAAUACCCCUUUGACUUUGAGCAGACCCUGUCACUCUUGUUCCAUUUUGAUAUACUACUAAAUGACACUAGCUUUGGGUUACUAAAUUCAGAAAAAAAAAACAUUAGAUUUUAAACCUUUUCAACUACUUCAAAUUAUUACUCUAAAAACCUGCAUUUUUCUUGAGAAUUUUGUGGUCGCUACCGACGCUGCUACUGAGCACUGGGCCUCACUUCAACUCUGCUGUUUUGCUCGGAAAUCAUGAAACAGAUUCUUGAAUUGCCUUGACGAGCUACUGAUUUGAGUUGAAUUUUAAAGAAUGAAGUGCGGCGAGGAGUUUCAAAUUCUACGUCAAAUUGAUAAAAGGAAAUGGAUUUUGAUUUUGGUUUUGGUGGCUGUCACUCAUUUAUUUUGCCAGACCUUGAUGCUUCCUUAUGGCAAUGCUCUUCGCUCUCUGGUACCGGAUAAAACAAUUUUGUUACCGGAGAAGAUUAGCUUCUCAAUAAGAGAAUAUACUGUCAAAUCUGCAAAGGUUGCUGGAACCCUUGUAGGAAAAAAACUCUCAAACUCUGAUAGUGCAUCUGUGUUGGUUCAUUGUGUGGAAAGUACGGAUAAUGGUGAUACGGGUGAAGAUGGUGAAAAUGACGAAGGAGUAAAUGGCGAGCAUGAGGUAAAACUAGAUAGCGAUCAUUCAGAUGGCAAAGCCCUUGAUAAUGACUCUGAUUUUGUUGAAGAUGCAACUAUUGAAAAUGAUAACCUAUUCGAUGAAGAUGCGGACAUUGGUGAGGGAACCGCAAUGCAGAACAGUGGAAACCAAGAUCGUGGUUCUAUAUUGCAAAAGAAUGAUGAAUCUAGACAGGAUCUUUCUUUAGAGCAAGUUGUGAAACCAAAUGGUGAACUUUCAGCAGACUCUGAGUUAGAUGCAAAUAGAAGUAGCAUGCGAAUUGAUACUAAAACUACAAGCGCGACUAACCUGACUUCUGUGAUUGCUUCAAAACAUAUAGAUCCAUUGCCAUUGGUUACCUUAGGAUUAAAUGAAAGCAACUACAAUCAUACUGCUCGUAACAAGUCUUCAAAAGGAGAUUUGACUCAAGUUCUCCCAAAUAAUGGAAACCAUUCGUUGGUUCAAACGGAUAUUACUGUCUCAAGUAAUGGUAUGAAAAGUCCAGUUAAAAAGAAGAUGAGGUGUAUGAUGCCACCAAAAACUAUAACUUCAAUCUCUCAGAUGGAAAGGUUACUAGUUAGGCAUCGUGCUCGUUCACGUGCUAUGAGACCUAGGUGGUCUUCUGAACGUGACCAGGAAAUUCUGGCUGCCAGAUUACAGAUUGAGAAUGCUCCAUUUCUGAGGAAUGAUCGAGAACUUUAUGCUCCUGCCUUUCGAAAUGUGUCCAUGUUCAAAAGGAGUUACGAACUCAUGGAGCGGAUUCUCAAAGUUUACGUCUACAAGGAUGGAGAGAAACCCAUUUUUCAUCAACCAAUAAUGAAGGGAUUGUAUGCAUCUGAGGGAUGGUUUAUGAAACUAAUGGAGGGAAACAAUAAGUUCGUCGUGAAGGAUCCCCGAAAAGCUCACCUGUUCUACCUGCCCUUUAGUUCAAGGAUGCUGGAGCAUUCUCUAUAUGUGCGUAAUUCUCACAAUCGAACAAACCUACGCCAGUAUUUGAAGGAAUACUCAGAGAAGAUUGCAGCAAAAUACCGUUUCUGGAAUAGAACUGGUGGAGCUGAUCAUUUUCUUGUCGCAUGCCAUGACUGGGCACCAUACGAAACAAGGCACCACAUGGAGCAUUGUAUCAAGGCCCUCUGCAACGCAGAUGUAACGGUAGGUUUCAAAAUAGGAAGGGAUAUAUCCCUUCCAGAAACAUAUGUCCGCUCUGCCAGAAAUCCACUUAGAGAUCUCGGAGGUAAGCCACCAUCUCAAAGGAAAAUUCUCGCGUUCUAUGCUGGGAAUAUGCAUGGAUACUUACGUCCAAUCUUGCUCGAGCAUUGGAAGGACAAAGAUCCUGACAUGGAGAUCUUUGGUCCAAUGCCAAGUGGUGUCGCUAGCAAAAUGAAUUAUAUACAGCAUAUGAAGAGCAGCAAGUUCUGCAUCUGCCCAAAGGGCUAUGAAGUCAAUAGUCCUAGAGUAGUCGAAGCCAUAUUUUAUGAAUGCGUGCCCGUGAUUAUAUCGGAUAAUUUCGUGCCUCCCUUUUUCGAAAUCUUGAAUUGCGACACGUUCUCGUUGAUAAUAGCUGAGAAGGAUAUUCCGAACUUGAAAAGCAUACUUGUUGCUAUACCGGAAAAGAAGUAUCUUGAUAUGCAACUAGCUGUUAGAAAGGUUCAACGCCAUUUUCUUUGGCAUGCAAAGCCUGCAAAACACGACCUGUUUCACAUGACACUUCAUUCGAUUUGGUAUAAUCGAGUCUUUCAAACAAAAGCGAGAUGACAACAGCAAAUUCCGCGAGGAAGACUUUUGGAAGUUGCAGUUGCUUCUGAAUUUUCCUAGCCUCCCAAAAGGUUUGUGUUCAUUUGGAACUUAAGUUUGUAGAGGAAUUGCUGCCUUGUAUAU
Messenger RNA from Nicotiana attenuata, 2524 nucleotides. Its product is annotated as probable glycosyltransferase At3g42180. The record is from RefSeq and is a predicted model, not a curated record. The coding region runs from base 302 to 2401 and encodes 699 amino acids. The transcript is spliced from 5 exons. Gene Ontology annotation, molecular function: glycosyltransferase activity. NCBI's taxonomy places the organism in Eukaryota, Viridiplantae, Streptophyta, Magnoliopsida, Solanales, Solanaceae.